This is a messenger RNA of Homalodisca vitripennis (glassy-winged sharpshooter), 1254 nucleotides long. RefSeq lists its product as uncharacterized. Bases 231 to 1019 code for a protein of 262 amino acids. The transcript has 4 exons. The record is from RefSeq and is a predicted model, not a curated record. Lineage: Eukaryota; Metazoa; Arthropoda; Insecta; Hemiptera; Cicadellidae. Gene Ontology annotation, biological process: cellular response to hydrogen peroxide.
AUGACUAUGAUUAUUUUAUUCAUAUGGUGUUGAUGUUUUGUGUUUACAUUUGCGUGCGUUGUUCAGUCUUAUAAGUAAGGAGUUAUUUUCAUACAUUUUUGGAAACUGGUUUAUAUCAAACAUAUCAUACAACUUUGUAUAAAUAUCACUGCCCUUGGAUCAUCAUUUAUGUUGCUGUCAUACAUCAAAUGGUAAAGGCUUUCUUUUAUAUCAAAGGCUCAUAAUUUAAAAUGGAAAAUUCAGAGGAAAAUUUGCCAUCAAGUCUGGAGAAACUUCAAAUUAGCCCAAUGAGCUCCCAGAUGUGUGUUCGAAAUUUUAACCCUUUUGGUAAAGUGCACGUGAACGGUCCAGUGGCUCCGGAAUCUGUGUUCCAGUCUAUGUCUCUGACAGGGGCUGCCUGUCCCUCGGGCUCAUGCUUUUGUAACAAGAAGAAAAAACCACAGGGCAGCAUAUUUAUACAGAAGACAAUGUUCAAGCGGCCAGUCUUGCAGAAGAGUCGUCUCGGAAAUCUAAAUCGAAGAGUGCUAAGGGCUCCUAUCUUGAGGCUGAAGGAGAAUCCAUCAAUUAUGAGACCGUUGGACUCUCCGACUGCUCUGACCUCUCACCUAGCCUCUCUUGACCUGUCCGUGUCUCAGGGUAAAGUGUUGGCUCUGGACUCUCAUGAGCUCAGUGAUUUUCGAUCUCUGGUGUCUGUCAGUGUGCCAAAACUGAAUUUAAAGGCGCUUUCCCGUUUUGACGCGAUCAGUUUCAUCGAAUUGAGAACGAAGAGGGACAAACAUUUCAUUGUUGGUCUGCGCACACCUCGUAGACGUACCCAUUCGGACAGCAGCACUCUGCUUGCUCUGCCUUCGUCAGAGAGUUCGGAAUCUGCGACGAACCAGAGACCUCAGGCUUCUUGCUCCAUCCAGGCACGCAUGACUCCUGAUGACACCAAUAUUGAUGAACUCGCUAGCUAUUUUGAUCUUUUCGUUCAUAUCCCCAAGAAAAUGUCACAUAUGGCGGAAAUGAUGUACAUUUAAUGCUUCAAAGGGGAAGUGUUGCUGUGUGCAAUGGAGUGAAUGAUGGAUGGACUUGGGUAUUUACAAUGUAAUAUUUUUAUUAUUUACUUUUUCACUUUCAGCUGUUUUCAAAAUUCAAGAUGAACACCUAAUGCUACAUAAUUUGUUCUAAUGCUACGAUUUGGUACUAAAAUACUUAUUAAAUUAUUGUAUUGCUUAUACUAUACCAAUUAUAAAAUACAUGCUAUAAGAGUAA